This is a messenger RNA of Drosophila grimshawi, 783 nucleotides long. RefSeq lists its product as uncharacterized. The transcript is spliced from 2 exons. The record is from RefSeq and is a predicted model, not a curated record. Lineage: Eukaryota; Metazoa; Arthropoda; Insecta; Diptera; Drosophilidae. Bases 1 to 783 code for a protein of 260 amino acids.
AUGAAGAUCUUACAAAUUGUCGCCGUGAUUGUGCUCUCGGCUGUCGCGGCCAAUGGAGGAGGAGCGAAGCUGGUGCGCGUUCAUUCGGUGACACCCGAGCAGUACAAUGAGCUGGCCAAGCUAACCAACGGCGAGUCGCAUGUGUCGGAAUCGCGUGUGCUGCGCAGCUCGCUGAGCGACCUCAUUCCCUCAUUGUUCAUAAGUGGCAACGGGCAAGGCUCCAACCAUAAUAAUUAUCCCUUGUGCGUAGUGUCGGCCGAUGACAAAAAACGUAGGGAACGAUCAAACGAUUUCGACGUACAAGAAUUUCUUGAAAAUCUUGAGGAGAAUAAUAAUGACAAUAGCAACAACAACGGAGGUUCGGAUAAUCAGAAAGGCAGGAGGGACAGGAAUCGUCCCGUUGUGAACUGCGUUGUGGUGGUCAAGGACAAGGACAAAGACAAGGACAAGGACAAGGACAAGGACAAAGACAAGGACCAUGAUCAUCACCAUCACCACCCUCCCUACCGUCCCCGCCCUCGUCCCGGUCACGGUCACGGUCACGGUCAUGGUCAUGGUCACGGUUAUGGUCCCUUUCCCGGGUUUUACAGUCCAUUCCCUCAUCCAGGAGUGGCUCCUGCACCAGGUUUUGUUUGGAUGUUGGAUCCUGCUACCGGCUGGCAUCAAAUACCAGCACCGUCAGAUUGCGACCCAGCAGAGGCCGCACCCCCCGUAGGUGCCGGAAUAUGCGUCUGCGUUCCAUUUGCAGCGAAUGGUGACUAUUGCUAUAGGAUUCCUUCUUAA